This is a messenger RNA of Ceratina calcarata, 761 nucleotides long. RefSeq lists its product as uncharacterized. Lineage: Eukaryota; Metazoa; Arthropoda; Insecta; Hymenoptera; Apidae. The coding region runs from base 249 to 638 and encodes 129 amino acids. The record is from RefSeq and is a predicted model, not a curated record. The transcript has 4 exons.
UGGGACCUGCAAGUUAACAAAGGAAUAGAACAUCGAAACGUAUUAGAUCACAGAGUAUACAAUACGACGUUUCUCGUCAUUUGUUUUGUUUCUUUGACAGGGAAAAUUCAGAAAAAACUUUCCAGUUCAGUUCAUUCAUUUGGUUAACAUAAAAAUUCUUGAAAAAAUGCUACUCUGGACCUAUUACUGUAACAUUUAAAACCUCAGGCUUCGUUGUAUGGAAGCUCGCACAUUGGUAAAAUUUCAUAAUGAUCGGCAAAGUUGUCACUAAGUUUAUACAGUCAUUACCAUCAUGGGAAGUGACAAAAUAUUACGGAAGAGUGUGUAUGUAUCAAAUAAAAUGCUUAAAAUAUAAAUUUCAAACAAGCGAGGCAUGGUUUAAUUUUAAGUGCAAGUUUAUGCCAGGUAGUUUGCGUAACGAACUCGAAUGCGAGGAAUCUAUCGAAAAAAAGGUCAAACCCCAGUCUAAACAGCAGGUGAAACCUGGGACUAUAAAAUCGGAAACUAGUUUCAACGACGUUAUAAGAAAUGCUAAACGAAGCAAGAAAGGAAAUAAAAAGUAUCAAGAAGAUGACAAAUUUACUAUGCCGGAAGACUGUAUCCCGCAAAAAAAGAGGAAGGCCAAACGUGCUCAAUAAUUUCUACGAUGGAUCAAGACUUUUCGACCCGAAACUCUGUCAAUUUUUAGACCAAUCUCAUUUGCAACCAUUUAUCUUUUAUUUGUAUUUUUAACAUUAAAUAAAGCUUGAUAUUGAACGAAA